AGAAGAAGCCGAGAGUGCAAGGAAAAGGAAGAAGGACGAAGACCAACAAGUUGCCAACCCAAUCAACCCAAUCAACCCGAACUCAAACCCAAACCGAUUCCCCGGAAGUGAAAGCAGCAAAACGGCAGCCGUGGAUACCAACGCGCUGCGCAGCUCAGCCACUGUGAAAGUGACGUCGGCGCCGCUGACGACGCUGCCCCCCUCGACGACGACGACGACGCCCCUGACAAUUUGUCAGCCGCCCCCGCCCACUCCGCCCUACCAGCGGCUAACCAAAGCGCUGCAAUGCGAUCCCCGUUGCGGUCACGAGGUAACCAUCGGCCGUCGCAUUGGCCUCUACAGAUUUUGUGGCGACAUCGGACGCGGCAACUUCUCCAAAGUGAAGCUCGCUGUCCACCAGCUAACGCGUGACAAAGUGGCCAUUAAGGUGGUGGAUCUAGAUCGGGCCGGACUCGAUGCCAAGGCUCUGCGAAUGCUGUCCAGCGAAAUAGCCACUCUCGAGUGUGUUCAUCAUCCAAAUAUACUGAGGCUUUUCGAGGUGGUUGAGACCCUGGGGCGGGUCUAUCUGGUCACGGAGUGGAUUCGCGGUGGCGAGCUAUACAACCACAUCACCCAAGGCGGUCCUUUGAGGGAGAUUCAUGCGGCUCCCUUGCUGAAACAGCUCCUGCUGGCUGUCAAACAUAUGCAUAGUUUGGGCUACGUGCAUCGGGACAUCAAGGCGGAGAAUGUCCUGCUCCUCUCGGAGGAUCGCCUGAAGCUGGCCGAUUUCGGUUUCAGCACCCAACUUAUCAAUGGUGCCAAUCAAAAGCUCGACACGUUCUGCGGCUCGCCUCCGUAUGCGGCGCCCGAGCUCUUCUCCGACGACCACUACAUCGGCGCCCCCGUGGACGUGUGGGCCCUGGGCAUCCUGCUCUACUUCAUGGUCGUCGGCAACAUGCCCUUCCGGGCGCCCACAAUUCCCGGCCUGAAGGCGGCCAUUCUCAAGGGCGACUAUCUGCUGCCCGGCCAGCUCAGUUUGCCCUGCAUAAGACUUAUACAACGCAUCUUGAUCCACAUACCCGUCCAGCGGCCCACCAUAGAUGACAUGCUAAAUAGCCAGUUUAUAACCUGUCCCAAACUGAGUGCGGAUCUGAUGCAGUGGGAGAUCAACCAGCACAGCAAGCCAGUGAAGCGAUCCAUCUUUUGGGUGCGCAGCAAGUCCCAUCGGCUGAGGAAGUCCGCCUCCCUGAGGGAUCGAUACGCGGAGGUGGUCAAGAAGCCGGCCAUAAGCAUGAACACGCGACAGCAGGACGAGAUGUUCGUGCAUAACUUCCUGCAGCCGAUCGAGGUUGGCCACGAACUGAUGCUCCAGGGAUCGGGUCAGCUGAAGGAGCCACAGUCCACCGAGAACGCCAAGCGUCCGACCAGAAGGUACAUGUUGUGCGGAAGUCUCAAGAAGAAGGUCACUCCGAUGGAAACGGAGCCGGAGAAGCAGUUGGCCAACGGCGGACAGUGCGGAUCGGCCAAGAUCAAUCCGUGGAAUGUGGAGGUGGCCGACGAUUGUCCGCUGUUCAAGAACUACGAUGCGGAGACGGGCAGUUGCAUCAUGUUGCCCACGAACACCGAGGAUCUCAGCCAACUGGGAGCCCUGGAGUUCGAGGCCAGGCAAAUACUCGCCGAACUGGGACUCUCCUCCGAGAUGCUGAUCAACGCCAGGCAGAGUGGACCCCGUUCCGACAUCAUUGGCGCCUACAGGAUCGUGGUCAAUCGGCUGCAGAAGCAAUCCUGGCUGGCAAGGAAACACGUCGAGAUGGCCCUGCACAGCGAGCCAAAGGUUGAGAAACGGGUUGAUAGAUCGUGCUGCAUACUCUAAGACAUCCGCGAAUAGUUGUUGAACGUUUAUAUUACUCUCCUCGUUCUGGUGGAUCCGUAGGUUUCCCCAGAGAGAAAGGCAAACUUGGGUUUCGGUGGCAUUUAGCCAGGAAUAUGGGUCACUCAAUACCCCUUCUUUGGAAAACGAAUGCCGCGGUUCAAAGAACUUUAAGCUUGAGCCCCGCAAAUCAGGUUUACCAAAAAGUAGCUCAAAGAUCUGCUCGACAAGCGUAGUUUAAACCAGCUUUUCCAAAAGGAUCCCAGUUGUAAUGGCAGUCUCCCUCUUUCGUUCACACCGAUGGUUGAAAAUAUGUAGAUUUUAAAACUACAGAUUAGUGAUACCAAAUGAAAUUAGAAAUUUAUUUUGUGAAUAUUAAAACCAAUUGGGAAAAAUUCAUUUAAGAACUAAAUAUUUAACUAGAGAAGUUGAAAUAUUGGAACUUAAAAACAUAGAUGGUUGAAACUUCUAAUUAAAAAACAAAGGAUAGAAAGGGAAGUAGAAUAAAAACAGGAAGAGCUCCCAGAAGAUAUUUAACUGAGCGGCCAAAAUAAAUCAGAUGGUUUGGAAAAUCUGAGUUUGCCUUUCUGUGGGGUUCAAGCCGGUAGAUCACAGGACAAGCCCAAUUGCCCAAUUAGUGUCAAUUUGCCAUCUGCAUAGGCGCGAGUUUGUUGUUACCGUAGAUUCCUACAUUCUUUCCUUGGUUACUCAUUCGAGAAAGUUCCUUAUUUCGCGUAGCCUCAGUUUGUCCAGCCGUCGAGUCCAUAGCGAGACGGAUAGCAAAGUUGAUAUAUACAUAUAUAUAGAGAUAUAUACAUAUAGUCCAAGUAUUAUGUAUUUAGUUGUUGGUCCAUUUUUGAGCAUAUACAGACGAAUAUACGAAACGAAUAUGAAUAUUAUGAAUACAAACAUAUAAAUACACACUUGGCUAAGGCGA
Messenger RNA from Drosophila ficusphila, 2786 nucleotides. RefSeq names its product serine/threonine-protein kinase SIK3. Gene Ontology annotation, cellular component: cytoplasm. NCBI's taxonomy places the organism in Eukaryota, Metazoa, Arthropoda, Insecta, Diptera, Drosophilidae. The coding region runs from base 473 to 1852 and encodes 459 amino acids. The transcript has 7 exons. The record is from RefSeq and is a predicted model, not a curated record. Gene Ontology annotation, molecular function: ATP binding; protein serine/threonine kinase activity; tau-protein kinase activity. Gene Ontology annotation, biological process: microtubule cytoskeleton organization; protein phosphorylation; intracellular signal transduction.